Messenger RNA from Aplysia californica (California sea hare), 11509 nucleotides. RefSeq names its product inositol polyphosphate-5-phosphatase A. Gene Ontology annotation, biological process: phosphatidylinositol dephosphorylation. The record is from RefSeq and is a predicted model, not a curated record. Gene Ontology annotation, molecular function: inositol-polyphosphate 5-phosphatase activity. Lineage: Eukaryota; Metazoa; Mollusca; Gastropoda; Aplysiida; Aplysiidae.
AUUGCAAGUUUGUGGAGGUAGAAGGCAGAGAGGUGCUCUCAGGAAAUAUUGAAAAUGUUCCAAUCAAAGAAAAAGCAAAGUUUCCACAGUAUUUCUUCCCAGAGUUCAAAUGGUCACGCAAAGGCUUCCUAAGAACCCGAUGGAGCAUUAAUAACUGUAUAUUUGACCUUGUAAACAUUCAUCUUUUCCAUGAUGCCUCCAACAUUGUUGCAAUGGAGUCUAGCCCUUCGGUGUAUUCAGGAAACCGACAAAGAGCUUUAUUACAUACAUUACAAAGGUUUGAAAAUGAUAAAUACAGCAAAGUUCCAUUGUUCAUAUUUGGAGAUUUCAACUUUCGUUUGGACUCCAAUAUUCUUAUUAAGGAACUGACAAGAAAGUUAGUGGCGUGCCAGACAAAGGGUAAAAAGGACCAGGUGAACAAAAUUGAGUACACAGAGGAAGGAAAUGGAAAGAUUGUUCUGACUAUUGGAAGCAAGAGUUUUGACUACUACGAAAAGCACACAGAUCUGUUUGCCAACAUGAACAAAUGGUUGCAUCAGUUUGAUACAGAAUUCUCCUCCUUCAGAGAUCGACUCUUUGAGUUUGAUAUUUCAUUCUCCCCAAGCUACCCUUUCUGUGAAGAUGUUGCUGAUGGCAUAUCCUACAUGAAAACGAGAGUUCCCUCAUGGUGUGACCGAGUUUUGCUGACACAUUCUGUCAAGGAUAUACUCAAUCAGGAUGCCACUAAUGCAGCAGCCUAUGAUUUGAUAGGCAAAGACGUUUGCAUGGGGGAUCAUAAGCCGGUUUAUCUUGCUGUUCACAUGAAACCUGGAAAAGGUAACAGGCUGUCAUCAGUGGCGCCAGAGUCUCCAACAAUCAACUCUCUUCCUGUGCUUGAGCGAAAACGCACUCGCACUCUGUCUAUUAAUGGUGAACCCGUGGGUGGCCUUGAUUUAAACAGAGUCAAUCUUGACCUUUCCAGGCUUAACAUACAUGAUUACGCUGUGUUCGAAAAAGAAAAUGACCUAAUCCCUGAGUUUAGGGCUAGCAUUAAGAAUAAAAGGAGCUUGGAGGGGGAUGCAUCAGCUUCUGGUCCUGGUGUUGUUAGGAAACCGUCGUUUCAAGACGUAGCUAGAAAAGUUUGUAGGAUGGAGAAGGUUCUCCUCAAAUGGCCAGGGCGGCCUCGCAGUCGCCAUCACAGCUCUUCCUCAGAGGAUUAUCCUUCUGAAGAAGGUGGAGAUGUACGUCCAGACUACUCUCAAGGUGACUCAAAGACUGAAAAUGUCAGUACAGGUUGUCUGUUGGGCAAUGAGGAAGAAAAGCUUAAGAAUUCUGUCUCUGGGAAGGAAAAUUUCUUCCCCACGGAGGCCAACAAUAAUCAAAAUAGUUCCUUCUCCAAACUGUCAGAUGGUCAGGGAGAGAGCACCAUUACAAGUGACUCGGGCAUAACCUUAGAGAUGAAGUCCCCUGGAAGUUUUGCAGCUGAGCAAAGUAGUGGGGCAGGGGGAUUGAGCCUCAAGCCAGGAGAGCAAGUUGAUUGUGGAGAUGUUGGCGAGAAGCCCCUGGAUGUUGUUUUGCUUGCUGAGCAUAGUGGUGAAGUGCAUGUGGACUGUCCCCCACCUCGCCCCUGCACCCCUGUGUCAAACAGCCAGCCUGGCCCAGCCCCAGCCCACAAGGCCAGUGAGAAGGCUGACACUGAGGCUUCGGCAUCUUCUGCUGGGUGUUGUCGCUGUGUUGUGCUAUAAAUCCUGACUCUUCCCUACAAUUUUCGCUGUUGUUCUGUUGUCCCCUACUCCAAAAGCUGAGUUGUCUGCGCUUCCAGGUACCAGUGAUAUCAUCAUUCCUAGCACUCAAGUGAAAAUUUCUGAAGUGGACACCACACGCUACAUCCACAUCCGACAAGGCGAGAGCUCCACCAGAGUGUUCAGAGAGACGUCAGUAUGACAGCCCACAAGUCCCCUGCUAUUUAUCCACUGCAGACCCUGCCCAUCUCCACCACGUGCUGUUUUUUCUCUUUUCUUUUUUUUUGUUUUGUUAUUUCCUUUUCAUGAAAUUGUGAUCAUUCAGUUCUGAUCCUUGUGCAUUUUGUUUUAUUUAUGAGAAAAAGAUAUAUUAUACAAUGAUUUAAUUUGCGAAUAUAUGUUAUUUCAAAACAAAGACUCAAUUCUUCAAUGCAUGUUGUAUGAAUGCUUGUUUGAUGAGAAUUCGGGAGUAUUUCUACUAGUAUAAUCUUUUAACAUUUCAUGACAGAAAAUGAUGACUUCAGUUGAUUGUUGCGAAUCAUCCUUUGCCAAUAUAUGCGCAUUGAAAAUGUGGGAUUGAUGGGAAAAUUUUAGUGAUCAUUGUUUUUAUGUUUAAUCUAAUUUCUCUUCAAGCCCAUUUUUUUCCGUAUGUACCCUCACUGCCUUGUGCAGCUCAGUAUUUGGGUCAGUGCUUGACUAUAAGUCACAGUUUUCACCUGAGAAGAAUAAUAUGACAUAAGUAUGUCCCAACGCAGGCUUUCCUUUUCUAGUUUUAUGUGAAGAUUAUUGUAGUAGAAAAGCUCUAUAGUUAUUAAAAAUAAAGAUCUUGUCUUUUGGGGCGCAGUUGUGAACCAAUAAAGCCUAACUUUUUUUUGCAAACCAAAGCUAAAUCUCCCAGUGUGAUUUGUUAAUUGAGUGUGCCAUGAUUCCAAGUUUUAAAAAAAAAAAUGGAGUUGGUGAGAGGAGGGUAAUUUUAUAAAUAGCUCUAUCACUUAGUGCCCUUGGAAAGAGUAUUAAGUCUUCAAGGGGAUUAAAUUAUUCUAAAUUGAGUAUUAGCUGUAGGUCUAUGCUUGGAAUGUAGGACCCUGUCUUGGAAAUAAACUAUAAAUUUUACAAUUUAGUUUCAGUGGUCUUAAGCAGCAAAGUGGCUCCAUUUCUUCAAUUAUUUAAACCUGUUAAUGUAAUCUUAUUCUUGUUAUAGUGACAAAAAAAAGACUUGUUGUAAUGCCACUGCCUGGAACUGUUUGCAUUUGAAUUUUGUAAAAUGUAAGUAAUGAAGCAUAUAAAAGAAGUCAAAUUCAUCUUUUUGUUGAAAGAAUGCGUGUAUAGAUGUUGACCGAGGAAGCGUUUUGAACAGUUGACUUGUUGAAAUCCUGUCUCGUACCAAAUUUUCUGAAUAAACAGAAAAAAAUAGUAGAGACAGCAAGGGUAGUAUUGUGUUUGCCCAUGCUGGGUCGUGACGUAAACUUUUAUUUUUUAUUGCUCAAGAGCAUUUCGAGAUAGUUAUUUCGAUUUAUACUCAAAUAAAACUCAUUAUACUUGCUUGUACAUAUAUUAUUUACAAACAGUUUGUGAAGAGUGGAGAUAUUUUCGACUGCUGCUUAAUUGCUGUCUGAUGACUGAUUUUGGAGACCCAGUGAUAUGUGAGCCUUUUGUUUAGUGUGUCUUGUUGCUAGUGUUAUGUCUCACGUUGAAUGUUGCUACUGAUAGCUUUUUACUUUUCUUCUGUACUUGUGUUAACGUCCUGUCGAUGCUUUGCAAUUCCUGAUUAAGCUUUCACAUUAAUAGUUUUUGGUGAUGAGAGAUGGCAAGUUGAAAGUAUGAAAAAGUAAGGGUUGGGAAUGUUUCAUAUACACACUGUGAAAUUUAUAGUGCUUUCCUUUCUAUCUUGUGAGACAGCAUCAAAACAAAUGUGAACCCAUGAGAUUUCUGAGGUACAUUCAGGCAGCUACUUUGAUUUUGUUCAUUCUAGUGGACAGAUAAUCUGAUAAUUAAACAUUUUGCAGAUGUUUGAUGUGGGCCGAACUAACAAAGUUUAGAAAAUUUACAUCAGAAAAACCCCUCCGUCCAUAAUUACAUACUGAAACAUUGUUUGCAAGCUUGGAGGAAAUAUUGCUAACUUUUAAAAGGAGGAGGAGCAUCAUUUGGUUAAAGCAGAAUAAGUUCUGCUUCAGUACAGAUUUUUUUUGUGUUCACCAGAUUUGAACUAUUUUAAGUCUACUGCCCUGUUUCACUUGGACUUCUGGCAUACUACUUAAGUGUCAGCCUGCCCAUGUGUCAGUCUGCUCUUGUGUCAGUCUGCUAGUGUGUCAGUCUGUGUUAGAUUAUGAAUCAUUUUCUCUUGGCCUCUACUGGUCGUCUACUUUACAUGUGAGUACUUUUUAGACCUGCAUUUGAACACCUCUUCUGGGUGAGUCAUGUUUAGGAAUAUCCCAUUUAGAUUCAGACUGGUGGGAAUUUUUGUGAAAGACAGGAAUGACAAUAAAAGACAAUAACAUUACCCUAAAAAGUGUGUAUUGUACAGUUUUUGAAAAGGCUGUACCUCCGGUGUCACUGCUUUCCAAGUUCAAUACCUCCUGUUUGGGAUUCAACAUUGCUCUGAUUGGUGCAAACUCUCGUUAGUCGACUCAGAAGAUGGGUUUCAUGUUUCUGUCUGUAGUACUGAACGUCAGGACAUGUAUUAGCUAAUUGGCUUAUCUGUUGUAAUUAAUAUGUAUAAUGUUAAAAGGAGCUGUGAGCUUGUAUCGUACUUUACUGUAUGUAACAUACAGCUGCGUGGGGAAACCAGUUUCGCUUACACUGAUAUGUUAAAUGCUAUGAAUGCUCUGAGAAGAAACAACAUGCAGUCACCUAAAAGGGAAAUAAUGAAUUUUGUCCUUCAAUAUAUUGUGUGAGUUCACAGCAUGGUUCAGUCCCAUUGAAAGUAUUUGUCCUUGUUCGGCCAUAAAAAAUUUUCUAAUUCUCACCUUUGUUGACCCACAUUUGUGAGUUGAUGGUUAGGCUCUUCGCUGUGGUGUGCAAAGGACAUGAGUUUGAUUCUCGAAUGGUAUUUUGUUGUUGUUAUAAAGCAGCUUUGGCUUUCUGCUAAGAUGCAGUAUCCAGCUCAGCUGCAGUUGGCCUUGUUAGGCUGAAACAACUGACAUCCUAAAUUAUCUAAACUGUUUGAAUGGGGGCAUUAAUAAACAUUUACAAUCAUUGUCACCUUUGUUCAAGGAUAUAGCUUUAAGAAUGGUGAGAUUUGAGCUGAGGAAUGUGAAAUAGGGCCUAUAACUCUUUUUUAGAAAUUGCAUUGUAUGUGUUUGUUUCCUUUCCCAGUACUACUUGACAUUUGACUGAAAGAGAGUUUGGAAUGAGAGCUUGCAGUUUUGUAGGAACUGAUUUUUAUUAAAGGCCAACUGAGUAAAGAUGAUAAGCUCCUUAAUUUACACUUCUAAGAACCUCUUGCAAGAACAAUAGUAUUAUAAAAAUAGGGACAAGUUUUCAAACUUACUCCUUUACAAGAUGACUUAAUUAUAGAGUUUGUCAGCUCUAUCUUUCAAAAUGAGACUGACUUUUAUUGCCUCUUUUGAAAUUUAGGAAAAACUAGUUAUGUUAAAAGUGGAGCAGGAAUGAAUAUGGACUUCUUUUCAAAAGCCGGAGCGUUUUGCUUCCUUGAUUGUGAGGAAUUGGAAGUAGAAGAAAUUAAUUACCAGAUUUUCAUGAGUGAUUUGUCUGUGUGUGGGGAACAGGAAAGUAACUUUAACCAGUUUCUUCCAUUAUGCUUCACGAGAUGAGAGUCAAAAGUCAAAACUGUUUUUCAAGCUAGCCAUGUCAACCAAAUUUUCUGAUUUUUGGAUGACUUUGCAGUGUUAGCUUUGUGUGGCCUGAAGUGUUUUUUUCUUGUUUGUUAUGUCUUUUUUUGUCUUGCUUACCUCUCCUCCUCCGCCAUUUCCGUGCAAGUGUUUUCUUGUGUGUACGCUGUUUGUUUAUUGAUGGUUCUGGGUUUUAUCAUGUCUGAGAUGAAAACAGUGUUUUCAUGUGUUUACUCCACACAUUGUAUUAGUACAGACAUGUUCACUUGGCAAGUGCAAUAUGACAAAGUUAUAGCCUUUUUACUUUUUUAAAGAAUGUUUUUUUAUAUAAAUAUAUAAAUAUGUGUAUGCAUUUUAGUUAUACUGUGAAAUGCACAUUGUUGUGAUUAUGACCUGAUUAAAAUAGGUCCGGAUGCUUUUACUUGUAUCUCUAGUUGAUUGUAAACAUUCACAUCAUAGAAAGUAAUGUCUGCGAAACGUCAGUUGUGUUCUUUAGUUGCAUAGUUUUUGCGACAGGGGGCACAUUUAUUAUGUAUUUGUACCAUUCUUUUUGAUUGAUCUAAGUAUUUACCACUAAUAAUCUUGCAUGUUAACCAUUUUUUCAUCGAUUUUCCUGACCUAUGUCUCAGAUAUCUGUACUGGUAUUCAAGUAUCCUGACACAGCUAUUGCCUAAAGUGGGCAGUAUGGGGUUGUUACAUGGCUCAAGUUAAAGGAACGGACAAAAAUAUUUCAUAAUGCUUCAUUUAUGCUUACAGAAAUUUGGUAGGCAAUGGUGGGUUAGUAAAGUUACUGCUUACAUUAACCCCUUCCUGACCUUUGUGACGUACACCGUUAGUCAUAUACGGCGAAGGAGCUAAGACGCUGCUGUGACGUAUGGCGUUCGUCAUGCUUAGUGAAGCUGGAGAACCAUGAUGACGAAUGCUGUUCGUUAUAGGUUGUAUUCUGCAUACCUCUUGUAGUACAUGAAUUUAGUGAAGCUAAUCGCAGAUUCCUAUUCAGCGAUAUUUUUUCCCAUUGAAAGAAAUCUUAGCCUUUUAGAGAUAGUAGUUAAACUAACAGGGUCUAAUUAUAGGCAACUGACCCCUAAAUCUAGCGCUGCUCUUUGCCCCUGGAGAGCACAAAAUGACCCUGUGUCACGAAGGGGUUAACAUACAUUCAUGCGAAUGCCAGUGAUGGUUGACAUUUCUGGUCAGCAGCUCUACAUCUUUGCUAUCCUGUCUUGGUUUCUUUUAGUUAUAUAUUUUAGUUUUUUUUACAAUGAUUAAGUGACUGAUAUUGUAUUGACAUAAUUCUUUUUAUCAUACAUAUUAAUGCUUACAAAGUCUCAUACCUUGUUUGUGGUUUUUUAAAAGGAUGGUCUGAUAGUUGAAUGGCUUUGAAAAAAUAACAUAUGCUCUUGUAGUCAUUGUGUUGAUUCCGUCUACACCUUCAGCGCAUUGUCGCAGUCAUGGUGGUGACUGUUGAGGAUAGUGACAAAAGUGUAAUGUUUGGUUUCUACUUUUCAAAAAAAUCUGAGUUUUGUUUGUAAGUGUUACAAGUACACCAUGGAAGUUUCAUGAGUUAUUAACGAUAUACAGAGGUUUUGAUUCAUGUUUUCUAAAAAAUCAGUGCGCCAGUAUAAGAAGUGGGAUUCUGUUUUCUCCCUCCACACAUGUAAGUGUGCUAUCUCCCCAUGUGGGUAAAACAAAUGACAAUAUACCGUAAAUAGUAAUGGGUUUUUGCUGAAUAAGUGUAUUAUGGUAGUUUAAGUUCAGGAAGGUACAGUAUUGAUUUGAUAAAUACAAAUCAGAAGUAGAAGUGCUUUAAAUAAGAAUGAUGUUUCAUUGUUGUGUGAUUUUCAAAUUCGAACAAUUGAUUGCUUGGUGUUUAAACCCAAACUUUUCUUUCUUUGUUCUCUAAGAGCCAUGUAUUCUCAAUUAGAAAAACGGAAACAUGAACUUUUUGUUUCUGUUAGUGCUGAAGCAUUGUAUUCGUACCCAUUACCGAUGCAUUGACUUCAGAUCUAAUAGGCUUAGGACUUUUGUGACUGCCUGUCUGUUAUGUUCUUAUUUAUACUAUAGGGUAUAUUGGAACAAGUGGGUUUUUUUUCCACAAAACAGGGACAUUUUGAAAUAUGUAUAUAGAGUGUUCUCAAAUUCCUACGUGAUGACCCUUUGAGUGUGAUUCUUUUCAAACUAGUUGUUUUAAAUUUGUCUCUAUUUUUGUCCAACUGAUGAACUUCUGUCUCUUGAAUGUGGGCUGUGUUGUGCUCUUUGGCUCAAGUACAAAGUCAGAUGGUUACUUCUCUUGCUGUGUAGAUUGUGUAAGGAUGGACAUGGAAGUCGGAAGUCUUGUUUGUCCACAACUUUUCAUCUCAUAGUUGACUUUUCAACCUUUUCCUUCUCUGUCAUUCAAGCUACUGUGAGGCUGGAUAGGACUGCUUCUUUUUGAUCUAUCAUCCUGAUGUGUAAGUAGUCGUGCUCUGCUCUUGAAUCCAAACAAAAUUAUAUGCAAACUUUCAGGUAGGCCUACUUGAAUUUACCCAUGAAAGCAUGCAACCUGAAAUAACUUGUGUGUAGAAAACUGUUCAAAUGUUCAACUACACUGAUCAAUGUACAUAAAUGUCAUGAAUACGUGUCUCUAUAGGCUGCAGGGACUGAUGCGGCUACAUGUCACCAUAGCCCUAUACAAUGGCCAUCUUAUGGACUUCCAUUUUGUACAUAGACACACUGGCCAUGUGCAUAGUCACGUGUUGGAUUUAUUACAGCAGACUGGUUGUAGUCUGCUAUGUAGAAUCUCAAGCCUCUUUCUUCGCAUAAUACAUGAUUCUAUAAAUCCAUUAGGUUUUUCCUAUACUAGGGGUCUAAAAGUUCAAUGAUUGACUGCUGGUUUCACAAGUGCGUAAAUGGUAUCAGCCUGCACCCUGCCCUUCAAUUAUGUUGCUAGAGACUGUCUCAUGCCAGUCACAGGAUCACAAGCUGUCCAUAUCCUUAAUAUCAAAUUUUGCAAGCCCUCAACAUUUUUGUUUUCUAAACAAGUAAUAGUUUGUUUUGAAUGAAGACGGAUCAAGAAAUGGAAAUUUUUCUCCACAUCUCACUGUGGUAUGCAGUUUUGCUCCUUAAAUGUUAGUUGCUGGCUUUAAUUUGAUUAGUCACAGGAUGAAUGAGUGGGCUAUAGGCCCACUAUGAAGGGCUGGUCAUUAUUAUGAGAAAAUUUCUAGCGACAUAUUCUUGUACAGCUUCAGUAAAUUGGUUUUGCUCAUCAUAUACACCCCACACACCAGUACUACUUUGAUGUUUGUUUGCAGUGUGUCCCAAGGCUAAACUCAAAAACACUUCACCUAUUUGUUCUUGUGUUGCAUUGUAUGUGUCUGAAGACAUUGUACCAGGUAAGAUUCUAAUGUUCUUAAGUCGCAUGACUGACAUUGUUUCAGAGUAUUGGCCAUGUCAAGUCUCACAUUUUAAAUUUUAAAAUAAAUUUUUCAGUUUCAUUAGCCCCAUGCCCAUUUGUAUUUUUUACAUCUCAGGUUAGCAAUGGUUAUUAUAUUCAGUGUUUUCUGAUUUGUUGAGUAUUAAACUUAUUUCUCACAUGAUGGCUGAUUUUUCACCCUUCCAAUUGUAACUGGGCUGCUCAAGCUGAUUUUAUGGCAGAGUAGUUUUGUACUCUGGAAAUGGUGUCAUUAUCAACCAUUAUGUACAGAUUCCAUAGUGAAAACUUUACAACAGCUAAAUUGACCAAGGGACUUCUGCUGAACAAUGGAAAUACUUUCUAUUUGGCCAGUGAAUACACAAGACACCUGGUGUUUUCAGUUGACCCUGGUCAAGAUAAUUUCAGUGUCAAGAAUGGCCGAUCCGCUGUCAGGGCUGUCAUGUUUUUGCCUUAAAACCCGUAGAAAUUUGAAGGGUUCAAAUCAGAUGACGGUGACCUAGAUGAUGAUUUUGCAGGGAUAUCCUGUGACAGCGAUACUGAUAGCUUGAGUAGUGAUGGAAGAGGAUGGUGGUAAGCAUGAACCAGUGCAAUAGCACAGAAAUAGGCCUAGACCUGGGAUGGAUUGUGUACAUGACUAAGAGAUAUGUAGGACUGAACCUGUUACAGUUUACAGAGAGAAACAGUGCUCUAUAGAAAGAUGCCCCAAGCCCUGCCAAAGCUUUCUUUAUUUUUGAUUUGAUCAUUUUUAUUCCUCCUAUUUCAGUUUUUAGUUAUAUCACAAGUAACGUGGCCUCAAAUAAAAAAUUUAAAAAAUCAAAAUCAUUCAUAAAUAAUCCAUCAAUAUUCUGACCUGUAACAUGACCUUCUAUUGUAUAAUACAGGGGGUAUACUUUUCCUCCUUUGCUGCCUAUUUUCGCAGACUGGGCGUAUAAUGCGGAGUGCAUUUCUAAUAUGCUGGAGGGGUUUCAACAUGCAGUAAGUGAAGUACUAGUUAACUAGUCAGGAUUCAGACAUUGUGGAGUCUUAUUUUUUUAGAACUGUUGGUUGUUGCAGUGAGAUUGAUUUAAUCCGCAUAUGCAAUGACUUUCAACUUAAAGCAAGCGUCAUACCCUUCCCUCUACCUUUUCGGACGGGCCCCUAUGACUUGAAAUUCUGGAUGUAGAAGGAAAGCCAACUACCAUGGUCAAAUGUUCAGAAUAAUUUAAUGCAAAAAUAGUGAGUACGACCCAGGUAUUACUUCCCCUUUGUUGAGCCUGAUCCUGACUGUGUAUGUGAUCUUUGGAAAACUCACUCGUAUUACUGGCGAGUUAUAUAUUGUUCUAUUAUAUUAAAUUUUUUAAUGUUGUUGAAACUUGGCAAAACCCCCCUAUCUCUCUCUCUCUCUCUCCCUCUCCCUUCCUCUGUGUGUGUGUGUGUGUGUGUGUGUCUGUUUCCAGUGUGGUUUUGACAAUGCAUGUAUGACACAACCAAAAAAAGAGGUUUUGUUUUUGUUUUCACAUCUUCUGUCUGCCUUGUGCCUGCUGAAUGCCGAAAGGAUGAAUUGGUUACAUGUUGCAGUCUGGAAAUUCUACCAUUUUUCUUUCCUUCUCCAGCUCUUUUUUUUAUUAGUUGGUUUGCUGUUUGCUCGACAUCAGAGAGCCCCUGUAGUGUCCUCUGCUUGUGGGUUGUUAGCGGGUAGUCUGGUGUGGUUUGUAAAACUCUUACUAAAACUAGAAUGAAAAGGCCUGCUGAAUUUCGAAGAAUUUGUACAAGUUUAUGGAGCAACAGUUCAAAACCUCCGGUUGGUUGCAUGAUGUUGUGGGAGCUCUUUUUGUUCAAGUUUUGUUGUGAUGCCAUUUUAUUGUCCAAAAAUCCAAGUGAGGUAGGAAUAUUGGUUUAUAUCAGUUCCUCAAACUUCUCUUUUAGUCUUUGGAAGAGGUUGUUCAAUCCAAUUUCUUUUCUUCCUGGAACUUUGAAAUAUAAGGUUUUGGAAAAUUUAGUUUAACUUGUUCGCACCCUUACAUUGGGCAUCUUUUGAACUUUAUGCUGUCAGUAUUUGGACACAGAAUAUUUUGUUUGUGAGGAAUGUAAGUAUUAUUUUGUCAAAACAACUUUCUUCAAGAAAACAUUGUAAAAUUGUAUUGGUUAAAUGCCGCUUUCAACACAGAUGGGACUAUCAAAUUUACCAUUCAUCUCUUUGAUUUGACCAAUCCAAAUUGGUGGAAAGGCUUAAAAAGUCCCCAACUCUAUCGAAGUCCCAUUGAAGAUUAGAACUAAGGCCAUUCACUAUGUAUCCCAGCGUGAUUCUAAAUGGGCUAUUGGUGAGCUCCAUAGCUCUAGAUCAAAUGCUCGUUUUAUCAUAUAUUUGGAGGGUCAUCAUGGUUCAAGAGAAUGUGCGCUGUCUUAUUCUUAUUUGAUUUGAUUUUAGUGAACAUGAAUUGGGUGUUUGUGGUUGAUGGGGUCUGUUAUCUUAUAUCUUGUCCCUUUGAACUGACUGUUGUUUUUAUUUGUUUCAAGCCUAUUCGACUGCCAUAAUGUUGAAAUGCUUACUCUCAUCUGAAAUUUCUAUUUUUUUGGUAGUUUAGGGGAAACUGAUGCAGUGCAAAAAA